Messenger RNA from Nicotiana attenuata, 582 nucleotides. RefSeq lists its product as uncharacterized. The record is from RefSeq and is a predicted model, not a curated record. The transcript has 2 exons. Bases 1 to 582 code for a protein of 193 amino acids. NCBI's taxonomy places the organism in Eukaryota, Viridiplantae, Streptophyta, Magnoliopsida, Solanales, Solanaceae.
AUGGAAUUCUUGGAGUGCAAGUUCAGUGACGCGAUUCAGGUAGUGGAUGAAGAUUUGAGGCUUGAUUCUCAAGUCAUCCCUAGGAGAGAAAGUUUUAAAUACCUUGGGUCAGUUAUUCAAGGGAAUGGGGAGAUCGAUGAGGAUGUUACACAUCGUAAGUUCUAUAGAGCAGUUAUUAGACCAGCUAUGUUGUAUGAGGCGGAGUGUUUGCCAGUCAAGAUCUCCUUUGUCUAUAAGAUGAAGGUAGUUGCAAUGAGGAUCUUGAGAUGGAUGUGGGGGCAUACCAGGUUAGAUAGAAUUAGAAAUGAAGUUAUUCGGGAUAAGGUUGGCGUGGCCCCUGUGGAGGACAAAAUGCGGGAGGCGAGACUUAAAUGGUUCGGGCAUGUGAUGAGGAGAGACACAGAUGCUCCGGUGAGGAGGUGCGAGAGGUUGGCCCUGGAGGGCUUGAGGAGAAGUAGAGGAAAGACGAAAAAGUAUUGGGGAGAGGUGAUUAGGCAGGAUAUGGCAGUGCUCCAGCUUACUGAGGACAAGAUCAUGGAUAGGAAGGUAUGGAAGUUGAGAAUAAAGGUAAAGGUUUACUGA